Molecule: messenger RNA, 2027 nt
Organism: Miniopterus natalensis
Lineage: Eukaryota; Metazoa; Chordata; Mammalia; Chiroptera; Miniopteridae
Gene: AATF
Product: apoptosis antagonizing transcription factor
Biological process (GO): regulation of transcription by RNA polymerase II
Cellular component (GO): nucleus; nucleolus
Source: RefSeq, a predicted model, not a curated record
CACGUUCACGUUCACGUUCACGUUCACGUGCGCGGCGCCGAGCGGAGCGGAGUGAGACCUAGUGACGAUGGCGGGGCCGCAGCCCCUGGCGCUGCAGCUGGAACAGCUGUUGAACCCGCGACCACGGGAGGCGGAUCCCGAGGCCGACCCCGAGGAGGCCACUGCUGCCAGAGUGAUUGACAGGUUUGACGAAGGGCAAGAUGAGGAAGUUGACUUCCUGGCUGUGGGUAGCAUUAGAAAGCUGGCAUCAGCCUCCCUCCUGGACACAGACAAAAGGUAUUCUGGCAAGACGACCUCUAGAAAAGCUUGGAAGGAAGACCAGUGGGAGCAUCCUCUGUCAGGUUCAUCUGAUAAGGAAAUAUCUGAUGAGGAAGAGUCUGGAGAUGGCGAUUCAGAGGGGCUGGGUCUGGAGGAAUCUGAUGAGGAUGCCAUGAGUGCUGCUGAGGAGCAGGAGUGUGAGGACGAUGGGGACAGGAGGAAGGGGAGCAGAAGCCGCUCUGGGAAAACGCCUGGCUUCAGUGUCCAGCACAUCAGUGACUUUGAAAAAUUUACUGAGGGAAUGGAUGACCUUGGUAGCAGUGAUGAGGAAGACGAGGAAGAGGAGAGUGGUGUGGAGGAAGGGGAUGGCGAAGACGACUUAGAGGGUGCCAGUGAGGAGGACGGGGCUGAAGGCAGGAACCGUGAAGGUGAUGGUGUGAUGACCUUCUCCAGUGUCAGAGUUUCCGAGGAAGUAGAGAAAGGCAGAGCUGUGAAGAACCAGAUAGCACUGUGGGACCAGCUCUUGGAAGGAAGGAUCAAACUACAAAAAGCUCUGUUGACUACCAAUCAGCUUCCUCAACCGGAUGUUUUCCCUAUUUUCAAGGACAAAGGUGGCCCAGAAUUUGCCAGCGCCCUAAAAAAUAGUCACAAGGCGCUUAAAGCAUUGUUGAGGUCAUUGGUAGAUCUUCAAGAAGAGCUGCUCUUCCAGUACCCAGACACUAGACACCUAGUAGAUGGAACAAAGCCCAAAGCAGAAAGUGAGGAGAUUUCCAGUGAAGAUGAAGAGCUAGUAGAAGAGAAGAAGACACAGAGAAGGGCCCCACCAAAGAGGAAGCUGGAGAUGGGCGACUAUCCUGGCUUCAUGGCAAAACGCUUUGCUGACUUCACAGUCUACAGGAACCGCACGCUUCAGAAGUGGCACGAUAAAACCAAGCUGGCUUCCGGAAAGCUGGGGAAGGGUUUUGGUGCCUUUGAACGCUCAAUCUUGACUCAGAUCGAUCAUAUUCUAAUGGACAAAGAAAGAUUACUUCGAAGGACACAGACCAAGCGCUCUGUCUACAAAGUUCUUGGCAAGCCCGAGCCAGCAGCGCAGCCUGUCCCAGAGAGUUUGCCAGGACAGCCGGAGGUCCUUCCUGAAGCCCCUGCCAAUGCCCACCUGAAGGACUUGGAUGAAGAAAUCUUUGAUGAUGAUGACUUUUACCACCAGCUCCUUCGAGAACUCAUAGAACGGAAGACCAGCUCAUUGGAUCCCAAUGAUCAGGUGGCCAUGGGAAGGCAGUGGCUUGCAAUCCAGAAGUUACGAAGCAAAAUCCACAAGAAAGUAGAUAGAAAAGCCAGCAAAGGAAGGAAACUUAGGUUUCAUGUCCUUAGCAAGCUACUAAGCUUCAUGGCACCUAUUGACCAUACUACAAUGAAUGAUGACGCCAGGACAGAGUUGUAUCGAUCUCUUUUUGGCCAACUCAACCCUCCUGACGAAGGCCACCGGGAUUGACAGCGCCCGUCUCUCCUUCUGCAAGGCCAUGAGGCAGGGUCUCCAAGGCGGCUCCUUGGCCGUGUUGGCUGCUCAUCUAGCUCCAAGUGGAGGAGCCUAUUGGCCUGUGGGGCUGAGCGAGUCAGGAAAUCCCUGGGAAGGCGUGCUGCUCACAACACAGGCCUAACAAGUCCCAGGACGCCUGGAAUCAUGUGCCUCUGUCUCCAGUGCUUCGUGUGCAAAGGGCCCCUCCCCCAUGUCCUUGAGCCACCACAAAUAAAGAACCUUGUUACUGCCA